AUGUGGAGCGCAUCAGAGAGAGCGAACGUUGGGCUCAUCCUGAUCAGCCAGGUGGCAUGGGGCUGCAAUGCCUUUGAGUUUGACACGCAGCGGUGUCGCAGGCCCCACAUGAUUCACUUCCCCGGCUACAAGAUCCAGGAUCUCCUCAAGAUCCUGGAGCUGUCCAUCCCAGCAAAAGAGGAUGUGAGGCUAUACAACCAGUUCCUUCAAACCUUCAUCGGCCCUAUGUUUGCUCGCUGCUCCAGCCGCAUCGAGGACCUACAGAGAGUGACGCAGCAGCUGUAUCCGGAGUACUCGAGGCCGGUGAGGGAGGGGCGCAUCCAGGCAGGCCAAUCCCAGCAGCUGUACACUGCCUUCAAGGACAAGGCAACUGCGGCCAGGGCGGCUUUUGAGAGCGGCCUGCACAACCAGCUCGUGCUCACUGAUGCAGUCACCAGCAGGGGCACCAGCGCAGUGCAGGAGCAUGUCUUGGACUUUGAGCUGCCGUUCGCCAGCAAGUUCCUGCUGCUGGCUGCCUAUGUGUGCUCGCGCAACAAGCCCGCCCUCGACAGGCGCCUGUUCGACCCCAGCAGCCGCGCCGGCCGACGCCGCGGCGCCAUGGCCUCAGACAAGCAGGCGGAGUCUGCGGCGGAGGCGAAGCUGCGGGGGCCGCACAGUUUCCCGCUGGAGCGGUUGAUGGCCACAUACUGGGAGCUGCGCUAUGCUCAGGGGGACACCUGCCCCAACGCUGAGGAGCACCGGGACGCGCAGUCGGCCGAUGUCUUCCUGCAGAUCAGCUCCCUUGUGUCCCUGCGCUUCCUGUCACAGGCUGAAGGAGAGCUGGAUGAGCCCAAGUAUGCAUGCAAUGUCUCGGACGAGCUGGCGGAGAGGAUUGCAAAGAAUGUCAGGGUCAGCCUGAAGGAUUUUGUCUUUUACGUCUAG
Coccomyxa subellipsoidea C-169 is the source of this 921-nucleotide messenger RNA. RefSeq lists its product as hypothetical. Gene Ontology annotation, molecular function: DNA replication origin binding. Gene Ontology annotation, biological process: DNA replication initiation; DNA replication. The transcript has 7 exons. The record is from RefSeq and is a predicted model, not a curated record. Gene Ontology annotation, cellular component: nucleus; nuclear origin of replication recognition complex. The coding region runs from base 1 to 921 and encodes 306 amino acids. NCBI's taxonomy places the organism in Eukaryota, Viridiplantae, Chlorophyta, Trebouxiophyceae, Coccomyxaceae.